Molecule: messenger RNA, 5535 nt
Organism: Amyelois transitella
Lineage: Eukaryota; Metazoa; Arthropoda; Insecta; Lepidoptera; Pyralidae
Gene: ptc
Product: protein patched
Exons: 16
Coding region: 266-4198 (1310 amino acids)
Biological process (GO): smoothened signaling pathway
Cellular component (GO): plasma membrane
Molecular function (GO): smoothened binding; hedgehog receptor activity; hedgehog family protein binding
Source: RefSeq, a predicted model, not a curated record
GCUCAACAAACAUUCAGUCUACGCAUUCUGUGCUUGAAACAGUGCUGUUCCGGUCGCGCUAGUGUCAACACGUAAUCGAGCGGUGACUAUCGCAAUCGAAACUCGGUAUCGGUCCGUGUCGAACGGUAAAGUGUUAAAUAGCAGUGAAAAAUCCGAGUGUACAAGUGUGUGGUUAUGUGGCGGCGAGUGAUAUGACCGCGUGUGCCGCCAGACGGGCUCAAGCCGGCUUCAUGAGGAUACUGGUGACAAGCCUGGCCCCGAGAUCAUGGUGGUUCCCGAUUCCGAGGCUCCUUCGAAUCCUCGGAUAACGACUGCGAACGAGAGCCCCUCGGCCGCUGAGGCGCGCCACAGCACCGACUUGUACAUACGCACCAGCUGGGUGGACGCUGCUUUAGCACUCUCUGAACUUGAAAAGGGUAACAUCGAGGGCGGGCGCACCUCGCUCUGGAUCCGCGCGUGGCUGCAGGAGCAGCUCUACAUCCUCGGGUGCUUCCUCCAGGGGGACGCCGGAAAAGUCCUCUUCGUCGCCAUCCUCGUACUCUCCACCUUUUGCGUAGGACUCAAGUCUGCGCAAAUACACUCACGAGUCGACCAACUCUGGGUUCAAGAGGGCGGUAGAUUAGAGGCCGAGUUGAAGUACACGGCGAAGGCUCUUGGAGAAGCAGACUCCUCAACACAUCAGCUAAUUAUACAGACUGCAAAGGACCCAGACGCCUCAUUAUUACACGCAGGCGCGCUACUGGAUCAUCUAAAGGUAGUUCACGCAGCCACCCGCGUCACGGUUUACAUGUAUGACAUCGAGUGGAGGCUAAAAGACCUCUGCUACAGUCCAAGCAUACCCGACUUCGAAGCCUACCACAUAGAGAAGAUCUUCGACAACAUCAUACCUUGUGCCAUCAUAACCCCACUUGACUGCUUUUGGGAGGGAUCCAAGUUGCUAGGACCCGACUAUCCUAUUUUUGUUCCUGGUUUGAAAAACAAAUUCCAAUGGACGCAUUUAAACCCACAAGAAGUUUUGGAGGAUGUGCGGAAACUGAAGUUCAAUUUUCCUCUGAGCACCAUGGAGGCUUACAUGAAGAGAGCCGGCAUCACCUCGGCCUACAUGAAGAAGCCUUGCUUGGAUCCCACCGACACACAGUGCCCAAACUCGGCUCCCAACAAGAAAUCAGGCCAAAUUCCCGAUGUAGCGGCAGAGCUGUCGCACGGUUGCUACGGUUUCGCAGCAGCCUAUAUGCACUGGCCCGAACAGCUGAUAGUCGGUGGUGCCACGAGGAACAACACGUCGGUGCUGCGGAGUGCGCGUGCGCUGCAGACGGUAGUGCAGCUGAUGGGCGCGCGAGAGAUGUUCGAAUACUGGGCUGACAACUACAAAGUUCACCAUGUCGGCUGGAAUCAAGAAAAGGCAGCCGCUAUACUAGAUGCAUGGCAAAGGAAAUUUGCGGCUGAAGUGCACAGGAUGACUGCUUCUGAAGCAGUGUCGCCUUCAUACAGUUUCUUUCCAUUCUCAACAUCGACACUCAAUGACAUUCUAUGCAAAUUCUCAGAACUUUCUUUGAAGAACAUUAUCAUGGGUUACCUGUUUAUGCUUAUUUAUGUGGCUGUAACCUUAAUGCAGUGGCGCGACCCGGUGCGGUCGCAGGCCGGCGUGGGCAUCGCCGGUGUUCUUCUGCUUUCCAUUACCGUAGCAGCUGGCCUAGGCUUUUGUGCUUUGUUAGGUAUACCAUUCAAUGCGUCGAGCACCCAAAUCGUGCCGUUCCUAGCCCUUGGACUAGGCGUCCAGGACAUGUUCCUUCUCACUCACACGUACGUGGAGCAAGCGGGAGACGUGCCCAGGGAAGAGAGAACUGGACUCGUGCUGAAGAAGAGUGGCCCCAGCGUGCUGUUGGCGUCACUAUGCAAUGUCAUGGCUUUCCUGGCUGCAGCCUUAUUACCUAUCCCAGCUUUAAGGGUGUUCAGCUUGCAGGCUGCCAUUUUACUUCUCUUUAACCUGGGUGCGAUGCUCUUAGUGUUCCCCGCUAUGAUCUCUCUGGACUUGCGAAGACGCUCAACGGCCCGCGCUGACCUUUUGUUCUGCUUCAUGCCAGAAAGCCCAUUACCCAACAGAGCAAACAACACCAACAACUGGUCGAAAGCAAGGAGUUCUAGAAAUAAGAACAAUUAUAAGGAUUCAACACAACAACCGCUUGAUCCUGACGUAACAGGAACCACGAAAAAGGAUUGCUGUCUCAGUCUAUCACUUUCUAAGUGGGCAAAAAAUCAUUACGCACCUUUUAUCAUGAGGCCGGCUGUUAAGGUCAUAUCAAUAUUGGUAUUAAUAAUCGUAAUAUUGGCAAGUAUCUGGGGAGCAACGAAAGUCAAAGACGGUCUUGAUCUCACAGAUAUUGUGCCAGAAAAUACAGAUGAACACGAAUUCCUUUCACGCCAAGAAAAAUAUUUUGGUUUCUACAAUAUGUAUGCUGUGACGCAAGGUGACUUUGAAUAUCCCACGAAACAAAAAUUACUUUAUGAGUACCACGACCAAUUUGUGAGGAUACCGAAUAUCAUCAAAAAUGACAACGGAGGCCUGACGAAGUUCUGGCUGAGUCUCUUCAGAGACUGGCUUCUCGAUUUACAAGCUGCGUUUGAUAAAGAAGUAGAAAGAGGCUGCAUUACUAAAGAGUGCUGGUGCAAGAACGCUACCGAUGAAAGUAUAUUGGCAUUCAAACUUAUGGUUCAAACGGGUCACGUGGACAAUCCUAUAGACAAGUCCCUUCUAACAGCCCCAGAUCACAGGCUGGUUGAUAAAGAUGGAAUUAUAAAUCCCAAGGCGUUUUACAACUACCUCUCGGCCUGGGCCACCAAUGACGCACUAGCUUACGGAGCAUCGCAAGGGAAUUUGAAACCGCAGCCUAAAAGAUGGUCUCAUUCGCCUGAAGACGUGGACUUGAAGAUACCAAAGUCGUCACCUCUGAUGUACACGCAGCUUCCGUUCUAUCUGGCCGGGCUCAGUGACACCGAGAGCAUCAAGACGCUGAUAAUGUCAGUCAGGGAGCUGUGUCUGAAGUUUGAAGCGCAAGGCUUAUCUAAUUUCCCGUCUGGUAUACCCUUCCUGUUUUGGGAGCAGUAUCUGUAUCUUCGGACAUCUCUGCUCCUCGCACUAGCAUGUGCUCUCGCUGCUGUGUUUGUGGCUGUAAUGAUUCUUCUACUGAACGCAUGGGCCGCUGUCCUCGUGACCUUGUCUCUGACCAUAUUGGUACUUCAGCUACUGGGCACCAUGGCUCUGUUAGACGUCAAACUUUCGGCUGUACCAGCGGUGCUUCUUGUGCUGGCUAUUGGGAGAGGCGUCCACUUUACCGUCCAUAUUUGUUUGGCCUUUGUGACGUCAAUCGGUUGCCGCCGGCGCCGCGCCGCGCUGGCGCUGGAGUCGGUGCUGGCGCCGGUAGUCCACGGCGCGCUCGCUGCAGCGCUGGCCGCGUCGAUGCUGGCCACCAGCGAUUUCGGCUUCGUUGCCCGCUUGUUUUUAAGGCUGCUGUUAGCACUUGUCGUUCUCGGAAUCGUGGACGGACUGCUAUUCUUCCCUAUUGUGCUCUCGAUAUUGGGACCUUCGGCAGAGGUACGACCGAUAGAGUACCCCGAACGGUUAUCGACGCCUUCACCCAUGAGUUCUCCGAUACACCCUCGGAAGUCAAGUUCCAGUGGUACUGGCGAGAAAUCCAGUCGGACCAGCAAAUCAGCGCCAAGACCUUGCGCUCCUUCUCUUACCACCAUCACAGAGGAACCUCCCAGUUGGCACAGCUCCGCCCCAUCAGUGCAAUCGUCGAUGCAGUCCAUCGUGGUGCAACCGGAGGUAGUUGUGGAAACUACGACGUACAAUGGAAGCGAUUCUGCAUCUGGAAGGUCUACGCCGACAAUGAAGUCGUCGCAUUCUGGAGCGAUAACUACUAAGGUAACGGCAACCGCCAACAUCAAAGUGGAAGUGGUGACGCCGGGCGACAGAAAGUCCAGGCGAUCGUACCACUACUACGAUCGGGACCGUCGACAUCGCGACGACGACCGCGAAAGAGACAGAGAUAGGGAGCGCGACAGAGACCGCGACAGGGACCGCGAGGACAGGUCCCGGGAACGCCGCGACCGCUACCGGGACGAGAGAGAUCACCGCGCUUCCCCCAGAGAAAAUGGCAGAGACUCCGGCCACGAAAGCGAUUCUUCAAGACAUUAAGCCAACACUAGUGACCGUACAACGAACACAGCUCAUCUUAACACUUAUAGACUGUAGUGUAAAUAUUACGCGUGUAUGCAUAUUGAAUGAUAUGCUUGUAGGAAGAGACAUCUUUACCUAAAGUUAUCGAGUGUCAUCUCUAAUAUCGAACGUAAAACAUGUUUUAAGGAUCGCAAUACCGCUUAUAUUCAAUGCCUUAAGACAGUAUUACGAGUAAUUUUAAGUUAUCUUCAGUUAAAUAUAUUGGAGGCUACAAUUAAUGGAGUGCUAUCCUACUCUCGCAGUUACUUUGUAUCGUUUGUGUGCGCGAUGGUACUGAAAUCAUUCCAUGGAGCUCGUUUACAUCGCCGCACGGUGUAGACGCUUUAUACCUUGUGAAUUAUUGUUAGUUCCAACUGUAUAGACCAAAUGUCAUUUUAAGAGUUUAUUUAUGUAUUUUAUUUUGUGUGUUCCUAUUUGAAAGACAUUUCCACUCGACUCCGCGUUCUUAUGUUGCAUUUUAGACGAGGUAGAUCUAAAGACUGGUCAAAUUUUUAUUGAUAAUUAAUCAUAUUAUUUAUUUUAUUUCUAUUCAAUUAUAUUAUUCUGAAACCAGAGAUCUGUGGAAAAUCUCAGAAAUAUUGUACAAAUUUAUUAGUAAGUGAUAAUGUUAGGUUAGACAUCUAUUUAUGAGAUUACUUAGAUUUCCUUAACUGUAUUGUUGUGAUGUUUAAAUAAACUCUGAAGACUGCAUUUAACGAGUUGGCCGUGGUUACUGCAGCUGCUGGCCGAGACGCGCGGCGCGCCCGCAGAGAUCGACCGUACGCUGGCAGAAAUACUGACCUCAGUAGAAGAAACUAUGUUGUGACGUUUUGUGCAAAGUACUUAUUAGAUUGUAUUAAUUUAUACCUAUAUAACAUAAUGAUAUUCUGUAAAUAUAGGUUUAUUGUAGGGACGUAUGUAUACGCAAUUAAAGUGCCUGCGCCUUCUUGGCGUUUAUUACUUUUGUAUCGUAUUUUUACACAAUUUUAAGAGACAUAUUGUCGUAUAACUAAAAGGUGAUUUUUUAUCGCCAUUUUACUAGGCCUGUUUAAAGGUGUUUUGUAAACGUAGGUUCCAUCCUUAUUAGACGGAUUUUUAACUUGGAACAUCGUUUCCAAAUUAUUCAUAAAGUUUACUCUUCAUGCCUUUUUCAUAUUUUUUAAUUUGAAUUUAGAUAAACUUGGACUUGUUCCAUGAGUUUCAAAUCCGAACUGAACCGAGCUGUGCUUACAUAUUUUCAUAAUUGUAUGUUGAAUCAAAAUUAAAUGACAAAUAAAUUAAAGCAGGAUAAAACUGUUGACUGUAUUCAGAAAAUA